AUGAUCGUCUAUAGUCAUAACCAUUAAACUAGACAUUCGAGCAAAAGCCAAAAAAGUGUCACAAAUCAAAUUAAAUCAACUGGUUAAGAUCUAAUUGAAAUUGAUAAAUAAAGCCAAAUGCUUUUUUGGAAUAAUAAAUAAAUAUUAAUUAGUAUCUGGAGCUACAAGUUAACACAUAACAAAAAUAAUUGCUAAAAUAAUAGAAAGUAAUUUGUAUUAUUAAUCUUAAAAAAGAUUAUAGAGCAAUCAAGUCAAAUAUUUCAUGUUUUAGAAUAAUUAAAUGUUUAUAAAGAUAUAGUAGAAUAAUUAAAAUUCAGACUAAGAGACAUUUUUAAGGAAAAUGAAGAUUUAAUUCAACUUAAUUAAAAAUAACAACAAAAAAUAUAUUAUUUAGAGGAUAUUAAUUUAUGUAAAGAUUAAUUAGUAAGUUAAAGAUAUAAUGUCACUAGAUGUUUCAAGAAAGAUGAAAAAAUUAAUCGAAGAAAACGCUAUUCUUAAACAAAACAAUAAAUAAAUGGAGGACGAACUAAAUGA
Messenger RNA from Paramecium sonneborni, 534 nucleotides. Lineage: Eukaryota; Ciliophora; Oligohymenophorea; Peniculida; Parameciidae. The record is from the annotation of a GenBank genome assembly.